AUGGGCAGCAAGAGCGACGUCAUCGUGUCGCCCUCCAUCCUGUCUGCCAACUUUGCCAAGCUCGGGGAGCAGGUGGCGGCCAUCGACAAGGCCGGGUGCGACUGGAUCCACGUGGACGUCAUGGAUGGCCGCUUUGUGCCCAACAUCACCAUUGGCGCGCUGGUGGUGGACGCGCUGCGCCCCGUCACCGACAAGCCCCUCGACUGCCACCUCAUGAUCGUGGAGCCCGAGCUGCGCGUGGCCGACUUUGCCAAGGCCGGCGCCGACAUCAUCUCGGUGCACGCCGAGCAGUCGUCCACCAUCCACCUGCACCGCGUGGUCAACCAGAUCAAGGAGCUGGGGUGCAAGGCGGGCGUGGUGCUCAACCCGGGCACCCCGCUGGAGCAGAUUGAGUACGUGCUGCCCAUCGUGGACCUGGUGCUCAUCAUGAGCGUCAACCCCGGCUUUGGCGGCCAGAAGUUUAUCGACAGCCAGAUUGACAAGAUCGCCAAGCUCAAGGCGAUGUGCCUGGAGAAGGGGUGCAACCCGUGGAUUGAGGUGGACGGCGGCGUGACCCCCGACAACGCCUACCUCGUGAUUGAGGCGGGCGCCAACGCCAUUGUGUCCGGCAGCGGCGUGUUUGGCGCCAAGGACUACGCAGCCGCCAUCCAGGGCAUCAAGACCAGCAAGCGCCCGGCCACCGUGCACGCGUGAGCAGCCGCCCGAGGCUGUGUCGACCGAGGGGCGCGCGCCCCGCGGCCGAGGGCUGGGCGAGCUGGCCCGGCCGCGGCGGCGCCCGUCGGCCCGCGCCCGUGCCUAUUUCCAAGCUUGCGUAUUUGAUUUCCCACCAUCUGCUCACUCUGUCUGCGUCUUCCCUUGCCCUGUGCCACCCGAGAUGAGGUAUUUUUCCUUUCUGCUGCCCGCCUGUUGCCGGCGGCGCCGCCCCGCCACCUCCCCCUCCGCCCCCGCUUGCACUGCCGCUCUCCCGUUUUGCCCCGGCAGCUGUAAAUCCCUAGUUCAG
Messenger RNA from Chlorella variabilis, 1000 nucleotides. RefSeq names its product ribulose-phosphate 3-epimerase mature form. Gene Ontology annotation, molecular function: metal ion binding; D-ribulose-phosphate 3-epimerase activity. The record is from RefSeq and is a predicted model, not a curated record. The transcript is spliced from 4 exons. Gene Ontology annotation, biological process: pentose-phosphate shunt; carbohydrate metabolic process; pentose-phosphate shunt, non-oxidative branch. Gene Ontology annotation, cellular component: cytosol. Bases 1 to 693 code for a protein of 230 amino acids. Lineage: Eukaryota; Viridiplantae; Chlorophyta; Trebouxiophyceae; Chlorellales; Chlorellaceae.